Messenger RNA from Patella vulgata (common limpet), 6730 nucleotides. RefSeq lists its product as uncharacterized. The coding region runs from base 35 to 2131 and encodes 698 amino acids. Lineage: Eukaryota; Metazoa; Mollusca; Gastropoda; Patellidae. The transcript has 14 exons. The record is from RefSeq and is a predicted model, not a curated record.
AUAAUAUCGACAUUGGCCUAAUACUACGCAUGUAAUGUUCCUGAAGCAAGUUUCUAUUGAAGAUAAAUACUACUCAGGGCCCGUGAGAAGGGUGGGGGAGCUGGCGCUGGAACACUUGUCCAGGGACAGGGGACCUAAAUGGUCCCGGAGGUAUGGUAUCCUGAACGAAAUGAGAUGCCAACAAUUUUGCUGUUUAUUUUACUUGCUUAUCUCAUGGAGUAUACCGACUGGUAUAUGCCGGUCAUGUAUCGGUGCGACAACUUAUUGUGAAGUAGGACAGACAUGCUGGCUGUACCCACCGCCAAAUGUCACAUUAAAGAGUUCUAAGUUUAGUUUAAAAGUAAUAAACACAACUACUCCAGUAAACAUUAUACACCAGAAUGGCGGCUUUACGUUCACGCCAACGGAAACAAUGAGAGCAGAGAGAAGAAUUGUUGCUGAUUUUAUUAAUUCUGUGAACAAAACUAUAUGCAGUUCUACUUUAAUAGUAUUGGCCAAACCAGUGCCAGUUACACGAGUAUCAUGUAAUGUACAAAGAAAGCAACAAAAUAAUGAUAUAUCAUGCGAAAUACUUGACAACAUUACCAAAAAUGUCACAAAGGUAGAAAUAUUUCCCAGGAAUACAGGAGAAACGAAAGAAUGUGUUAUAAAAAUAACAGACCUCGUGUUCCGGUGUUCGUUCGACUAUAAGAAUCGCUUCUUACAACAUAAUAUCAGUAUUACUGUCUCUAAUGCUAAAGUGAAUAAUACCCAACCAGCAGUUAAUCAUAUUCACAUAUAUAUUUUUAAUAUUGUUGAACCCAAGUAUUUACACAAUGUUACUAUCAAAAACGAUGGCUGUUUUUCUAUGAACAUAUCAGCACAACCUGAUGAUACUUAUAUUCCUUUAAAUAACACACCGCUCUUGUUUUACCUAGUUAUUACAGCUAAAGAUAUUAUUAUACUCGAUAAAACAGUGGUACGCAAUGAGACAUUAGUUUACAACAUGAAAAACAAAUUCUUUGCUAAUAAUAAUUACAAUAUAUCGAUAAAGUGGAAGCCGGUGAAUGGAACGAAAUGGAGUAAGGUGACCAGCCGUUUGCAACAAACAGAUGUAUGUGUUCCUUCGCUGGCACCAGUGGCAUUCAAGGGUGGUUACUCUGUCACCCAGAAAAAUAAAAUUGCUGUUUACUGGAAGAAAAUACCGAAACUUUAUGAAAAUGGACCAGACUUGGAAUAUGAAAUUUCCAGAAUACAAGACAAAGAACCUGUCGAAAAGAAAAUCGUCAAUGGUUCCAAGGUGUCCGUACUUCUGAAUGGCUCACAGCAAGAAAAUGAGGUUCUUAUUGUGGCCAGAAAUAAAAAAGGGUCAUCACACGAAAAAUCUUCUAUUAAGAUACCCAACCAACACAGUGUGAAAAGUCGACCAUCGUCUCUUAAAUUUGAACCAUUAAAUGCAACACAUCACCGAUUAAGUUGGACAUACUCAUCAUUAUCAUCCCAUGACGAAUUUCAUUUUUUCUGGUGUUACGGAAUUUAUCGACAGUCACACAAUUGGGUAGAAUGCAAACAGGAAAUAUAUAACCAAACCGUUAGAAACAGUUCUAGCACGCUGUCAUCGUCUUUUUAUGAUAUCUUAAAACCAGCAGAACCAGAGGAAUCUUGUAAUAAUUGUUCCUGGAAUUAUGGGUUAUCUAUAAUAUAUGAGGACAUUGCUAGUCCUAUAGUGUGGGAUAAAACAGAAGAAGAAAUCAGGAUACCAUCAGGAAAUCUUACCAUUACUACCAUAGUAUAUUUAUCAAUAUUUAUUGUUAUCGCCAUAUUAUUUAUAGGCUAUUGUUCUGUAUAUAGGUGUAAAAGAUCAAAGAAGAAAUGUUGUGGUACAUAUGAUAUCAUUGCCCCGCCACUUUCAGAGAUUUAUGAAACGAAAGAAAUGUCCACGUUUACAACAGACAACAACCAAAUUGUCCCGUGUUUACAUCAGUCGGAACCUAAUGGUAACAUAGCUACUAACAGCUGCGAUCCAUGCAAUGCAAAUGUUGACGAUUUCCAAGACCAAGAUCGACCUGUUAUAGUUAUUGAUGUUGACAGAGAUACCACAAACCAGACUUAUUACCAAUCUGUUUCACAGAGAAUUACGAGUCUCGUAUAAUACCUCUGUCACAGAUGACUGCCUUAACACGUGCUGUCACAGCACGCGGUGUGAAUCAUUGGCUGAAUGACGCGUGCAUUGUUUACAUAAGACAUAACUGCUUCGGAGAGAAUGCUGCAUUUUAGUCAUUUUAAUACCCAUUUACACUAAAUAGGAAAUAAUUUUUACCUACAAAUACGUGAAACGCCUUUAUUUAUUUUCCAAUAUAUACAAAAAAUGUUUUAGAAUUUAAUUUGUCGCAGGAAAAAAGUUAAUAUGUCUAGCUCAUUAAGCCGCAUCAAUGUCAUCCUUAUCAGUGAUUGUCGCGGCCAAGCAAAUAUUCACUGCGGAUCAGUGUGACUUAUUACAGCCCAGCUAGUAAUUUAGUGUAUUAGGAAACCUCUGCUGCUUAUGUUUUGAUUUUCUAAAAUGACUCUUGCUAUUUUGUGUAUUGCCAGAAAAUUGUCUCUUAUUCACGAAUAUAAACAAAUAAAAGUUAUUUAAUCUUCACUAGAAAGGUAAACAUAAGAUAUCUGAAACUCGAGUAAAUUAUUGAUACAUACAUGUAUUUUGUUUCCAAAACUUAUCGUAACUCAUGAAACUCGAAUGCCCGUAUCUCAGUCAAUUUUCAAGCUACAGAUCACAAAUUAUGCACAGUUUCUAGUUUUUACAUGUACAACAACAUGUUUUUUCCACUUUUUUUCGAGGGGGGCCGAUUUCCCAAAUUUCUGAAAAUUGACCCACUUGACAUGGAAUGACCCUUAUCUCUAUACUAUUCUUUUUAUCUAUACAACUUUAUAUUUAUUUUUCUCAAUACUUCUUAACUUAUCUAAUUCUGUAUUACUUUAUAUUUAUUUAUCUCUAUACUACUUUUUCCGUGUAUACAUUGGCGUGCGCGUAAAAGAUCCCUUGGCAGUUAAAAUUCGAUAUAAGAGUCGGCCAUAGUGCCGUUGCCCGUGCAAAAUUUCCAUUAUGGCAAACUGUAUGGCGUAUGUCCGUCUUCAUUUUUUUUUUAAUUUCUAUACUACUUUAUUUAUAAAAUCUCUAUGUUACUUUAUUUAUUCACUCUCUACUUUUUAAAAAAAAUUGUAUGCUACUUUUAUCCACACCAUCUACUUUAUUUAUUUAUCUCUAUACUACUUUAUUUUUUGUUCAUCUCUAUGCUACAUUUUAUUUUAUUUAUUUUAUCUCUAUAGUACUUUAUUUAGUUAGCUGUUGAGUUUUUUCGUGUCUGAUUGCUUAAUUUUUGUUCCAAACGUACCAGAAUAAAGGUUAAACAAGAGUUUAAGACCAAACCUAAUCAAAAAUUAUUCUAUUCAAAAAAUGGUUCAAAUCCAGCAAUUCCUACUUUAGUUAAGACCAUUUAAAUUUUUCAUUGGUAUCUACAGAUUUCAAUUUUGAUUUAUGUAUUUUAGACACAUAAGGUGAUUUUACAUGUUUCGUACAGGUCAGUCCAGCCUUGUUUUAGUGAGGUGUGUUUAAUGGAAGACAUUCUAAAUAGCUACGUCUACACUAGCAGCAUUCACCGUCUACACUAGCCUUUUAAAUCCCGGUUUUUUCCUAAAAGCCGGCUUUUUCAAUUUCUCAAUCGUAAAAGCCGGCUUUUUAAAAUUCGGCAAUUAUUGAGGGAUUUUUCAAAAUCAAAAAGCCGGCUUUUUCAAAAAACCGGCAAUUUUAUGUGUGUAGACGGUAAAUCCGGGAUUUAUCAAGUACCCGGAUGUCAUUCGUCCCGAGCUUCCGUACAUUCAUAACAUUGGCAUUGCUUCCGGUUCUAAGAAAUUGCGGUAAAUCUCAAAUCCAUCUAUAGCCUAGCCUAUUUAAUUUCAACAUGCCUAACCUAAAAUGGGUUAACGAGGAGUGCUUAUUGCUAAUUGAGAUUUGGGGGCGGGGGAACAUUCAAGCUUUGUUUGAUGGAACUGUCAAAGACAAUAAAAUUUACAGGGUUAUAUGCGCUGAAUUAGCCGAAGCUGGCUUCUCUAGUAAUCAUUAUUAUUAUAUUAUUAUCUCUGCAAAAUUGACUGAAGCCGAUGGCGUAAUAAAUAAACCGGAAGUUCCACAAAUAACGAAGGUCGGUGUUCAUCGUCUUUUUCCGUUCAGUCAGUGUAGACGCUACACUUGAAAAAGCCGGGUUUUGAAAAAACCGGGUUUUUAAAAAGCCGGCUUUUUCAAGCCUAGUGUAGACGAAGCUUACAUUAAAAUAGAAUACAUUUUUGAUAAUAGAAUACAUUUUUGAUAUAUGAGAACGAUCUGUCUUGUACCUUUAAUGUUCAUAAUGUAUUUUGAGUUAAAAUAUUUGUGUUUGAUCUCCCACCCCCACCCCUCAGGAAAUAAAAUUCUCAGCCUAUUAAGCAACAAGUUUUUCUUCAUGGAUUCUAAGCUCACUGUAAAAGCAUUACUUCAUUACAAACAUGAAUAUUGCAUGCAAUUAUUAUUGUCAUUGUUGAAUUAUUGUAUGUAUAAAUCAUAAUGGAUAUUUUAUUGUUAUUCUUGAAUUAUUACAUAUAAAUAUACUCAGCCAAAUUAAAAACUUGACACUCGGGAUUUUUGGGACUAGAUUUUUAAUAUUUGGUUUAAGGCAACUAUUUUAGUGUUAUGUUGUGCACAGACGACCUUGACAUCAACAGAAAGCAAGAAUACGUCUCGCCGAAAGUCCUUGACAUUGAUAACUUUCGUGAUGUCACAGUACCCCCCAAAAUGAAAUUCACAGACUUGGAGAACAAUGGGAAUAAAGUGUUUAGUAACGGCUGUGGCCUCCUCUAGCGUCUCGUACUGCCACACAACGUCUUCUCAUGGAUCUCAGAACAUUAGUAAACACUAUCCGAGGAAGACGUCGCCACUGCUCAGCCAGAGCAUGUUGAAGGUUCUGCAACGUCAGUGGUGGAUUCACUUGCUGUCGUUCACCUCGUCUGCGGUACACUCGGACAAUGCCAUCGGCAAAUAUCUCAAAGUGAAUUGAGAUUCGUCACUAAAGACAACCGAAUUCCACUGUCUUUGAGUAAAUCUUAUGUGUCUUGUGGCCCACACAAGUCGGUUACGGCGAUGAAGAGAUGUCAAUAUUAGUCCAUUAUAGGGCCUCCGAGCUCGAAGACCAGCAGCCUGCAAGCGAUUUCGAACAGUUUGUACAGUUACCCUUUCACCAAACAUCUCUCUACUUGUGGAGGUUGCAGUGACAAAUCUGUUUCUAAGAUAACGUAAUCGUAUUGCCUGAUCUUCCCGAAGUGACGUCACACGUGGCGCUUCCGUCCUUGGGCCGUCGGCAAUAGUUCCAGUUUGAAGCACUCUCAUUCUAAGAUUAAUUAUUGUCUGGCGUGAACAAUUUAAGGCUCUUGCAACAGUGACCACAGACUGACCAGCAUAGAGCCUACCUAUAGCACGUAGACGUUCUACAUUUGAAAGGCGCGGCAUUUUCUAACAAAGAUGAAAAUAACAAUUUUAAUUUGUUUUUCCAGUUCAAGUUACGUGUGCGUGUUCAGUUUAAGCAAACUUGCAUUGAUUGACCUCACGAGUUUGUGUUUGCACGUGUUUUUCAGGUUUUUCAUCUUUAUAUGCUCAAAAGUCACGUGAUCCACGUGACUUGACAAUUUUAUGAAAUUAAAGGCUUCUUACUACUUACUAUCGUUAGAAACACUUUAAAAUUUAUUUGACUUACCAGAAAAAAAAAAAUUGUUGAAAUUCAUCAGUGUCAAGUUUUUAAUUUGGCUGAGUAUAUAUAGAUUUAUUAUCGGGCGAUUAUUGCUUCAUUGUUUAAUUAUUGCAUGUAAAUAUCAUAUAGAUUUAUUUGUUAUUGUUGAAUUAUAGCAUGUAAAUAUCAUAUAGAAUUAUAGUUGUUAUUAUUGAAUUAUUGUAUAUGUAUAGAUUUAUAUAGUUGUUAUUGUUCAGUUAGUGCAUGUAAAUUCAUAUGAAUUUAUUAUUGUUACUUUUGAAUUACAAUAUAAAUAUCAACUAUCGUAUCAGAAUUUAGUCAGAUUAAGCUUGCCCAACCACUAAAUCCAAAUAACACGCCAGAUCAAUUGCGAUCUUAAAUCAAAGAAAGUGCGCUCUUUAUUAACGCAUGGCCGACAUUUAACAAAAUAGCUAUAACAGAUCUCAAAACUCUCAGGAAAUUAUGAAUAAUUCAUAGAUAGUUAAACAGCCCACGAAAAACCGUGUUUAAUCGGAAGUUGAUUUCUUUCAAAUCUGAAUGUUCACUUAAAUUAAUGAAUCAUUAGAUUGUAAUGAACAAAUAUUACUGCUGAAAAAGAUAAUCAUGGACCAACGUAUGUAAACAUAAAGCCUUUCAAAACAAACAUGAAACAAAAUGCGGGAAAGUACUGGGGCUUUACCAACGAUUUCCGAGUCUUUUUUUGUUAAACCACGGGCACCUGUAACAUGGAAAAUCUAUUUCAACAAUAACAUAAAUAAAAGCCGUGACUAAUUAAAGAAUAAUGUCGGAAGUCUAUUACGUCCAUGUUCGCGUGAGCGAGAUUAUUAAAUGACUGGUCUGAAACCGAUUUUCUUAUUCAUGGGAAAUAACUCGUCUGAAACAUAUUUUAUGUGGAGGCAGACCACCAUUAAUUUCCCCAUUGACUUCAAUGUUAAAGGACAAUAAUGGUGCCAGUCAUUAUCACACAUGUGAUAAAG